Penicillium crustosum is the source of this 3768-nucleotide messenger RNA. Its product is annotated as alpha/beta hydrolase. Gene Ontology annotation, molecular function: kinesin binding; ADP binding. The transcript has 8 exons. Bases 1 to 3768 code for a protein of 1255 amino acids. Gene Ontology annotation, cellular component: kinesin complex; membrane-bounded organelle; cytoplasm. The record is from RefSeq and is a predicted model, not a curated record. Gene Ontology annotation, biological process: microtubule-based movement. Lineage: Eukaryota; Fungi; Ascomycota; Eurotiomycetes; Eurotiales; Aspergillaceae.
AUGGGGUUUCUUUGGCGACGACGGGUUCCAGCCGCAAACCAGGAUAAUUCAAAAACCUUCCCGACCGGUAUCAAACUAUUAUACGCCCCAGAUAAUGGAGAAAUCGACAUCAUCUUCAUCCACGGUCUUACCGGCGAUCGCGAUGCGACGUGGACUGCUAGUGACGCGACCGACCCCUGGCCCAAAACCCUCCUACCACCUGCAAUUCCGACAGCCCGCGUCCUUACAUUUGGAUACGAUGCAAAUGUUGCCGACUGGAAAGGAGUUGUGUCGCAGAGUCGCAUCGCCAACCACGCGGGGAACCUGCUAACAGCUCUGUCAACGUACCGAGAGAACGACGACACGAAUGAACGACCGAUCAUAUUUGUCUGUCAUAGCUUAGGAGGAUUGGUCUGCGAGGAUGCCUUGCUCGCAUCCAACCAACGCCCAGAGCGACACCUCAGUAAUAUCCUCCAUUCCACCUGCGGUAUUAUCUUUCUCGGCACACCUCAUCAUGGAUCUGGCCUUGCUAGAUGGGCUGAGGCCUUGUCCCGCUCCAUCGGCCUCGUCAAAAAGACGAAUUCCAAAAUAGUCGGUGUCCUCAAACGUGAUUCAGAGGUGCUUGCGCGAAUUCAAGACGGCUUUCACACAAUGGUCAAGGCACGAAGUGCACACAGUUUGCCGCCGAUUGAAAUCACUUGCUUCUACGAAGAAAUGCCUUUGCCGGGUAUUGGUUUAGUUGUGCCACAGGAUUCGGCAAUCCUGCCAGGCUACAUCCCGAUCGGAAUCCACGGCAAUCAUAUGGAUAUGACCAAAUUCGCCAGUUCGGCCGACCCUGGGCUUUUGGCGGUUUGUGGAGAGAUGAGACGGUGGAUUAAAGACCUAAAGACAAGCAGCAAAUACCAUUCGAAUCAACCACAGGCGGGCUCUACUCUGGAUGAGCAGCCGGGUUCCGCCAAGCAGUACGGUGAAAACAAUCGUCAGUACAAUACCUCCGGGGGCAUGCGGCAAAUUGAGGCCAGUUCUUACUAUGAGGUCCAUGGUGAUCAGCAUCAGCAAUUCGUACACAAUCAUUUUGAAGCCAAGGAAAUCGCGAAGUCCUAUUAUGUGAUCCCCUUCCCCCGAAACGAGGAUAUGGUCGACCGCACCGCUAUCAUCGCCAAGCUCAACCCCUUCUUUCAGUCCACUGAAUCCCAUAGCGCUGCCCUUUGGGGUCUCGGCGGAUCCGGGAAAACCCAGGUAGCGCUUGAACUCGCCUGGCGCCAAAGUCAAAGCAAGGACCCUGUGUGUUCCGUCUUUUGGGUCCAUGCCGAUAACCAGGCGACGUUCACUCAGGAUUACAAGGCUAUCGCGGGCAAGCUAGGCCUCCCAGACGAUCUCGACGGUGAAAAGCUUCUCACAGCAGUGCGCGACCGUAUUGAGAGCCAGCCACGAUGGCUGCUUGUUCUCGACAAUGCCGACGAUCUAGCAGUCUUCGGUGUUAGCCGGAGAGAGGAAUCCGCGGAGAAACUCUCAAGCCUAGCCAGCUACGUACCAAAAGGUGCUAGCGGAAAGGUGCUGUGGACAAGCCGCGAUGAACAGAUCGUUGGUACCCUUGUCGGUGCGCAGUGUGGUAUCCAAGUCGGCCGUAUGAGUACUGACGAGGCGAUCCGUCUCCUUGGAAAUUUGAAGAACGGUCAAGGCGAGGCAAGCAGUGAAGAAGACAGCGACGCAAGAAAAUUGCUUGAAGAGCUCCAGUGGCUACCACUAGCCAUUUCACAGGCCGGUGCAUUUAUGAGGCGAAGAUCAAUGCCAGUACGGCAGUAUCUAUCUCGACUAUUAGAAGGACAGGAGCGAUGGCGGAUCCUCAAAGCGGAGCAGUUCGAUCGGCACCGACGGCCUGAUGUUCCGAACAGUGUUUUAGAGACGUGGAGCAUAUCCGUCGAGCGCAUCCGGGAGGAAGACGAACUGGCGUAUAGGAUCCUCCAGGUCAUUGCGUACGUCAACAACCAAAACAUCCCGAUCGAGCUUAUGGCGGCAGUGGAUACUCUGGGCAACGAGGGACAGGAGCCUUGGUCAUAUGAGAGCCAAGACCUAUUCAUGGAAUCUAUCACGCGGCUAAGAGAGUUUUCAUUUCUCAGUGUACGUGAGGGAAAAGAUGGGACUGUGCAGCAGUACGACAUACAUAAACUUGUACAAGAGGCUACACGAUACGGGCUCAGUGUGAGGAGCACUGAAAACGCGGCAUACUUCCCAAAUGUGGCGCUCCAGAUUGUGGCAAGCCUCUUUCCUGAUUCGAACCCUAAGACGUGGCGAAAAUGUGAGAAGUACGUUACCCAUGCGGUGGAAUUGGGCAAGUGGGCAGAGGUCUGUAAGAGGGGGAGAGAGGUAUCGGAUCUUUUGACCCAGGUUUCGGGGUAUUUCUACGACUGUGGUAGGUGGAUAGAUAAGCAGCCGGUCGAUGAGAGGGCGUACGAACUACGGCAGCAGGUACUCGGUGAGGAACAUCCCGACACGAUCCAGAGUUUAGCAAACCUUGCGUCUACCUACCACGCACAGGGCCGGUAUAGCGAGGCCGAGCCGAUGGACGUCAAGGCCCUAGCCCUACGGCAGCAGGUGCUCGGCGAGGAACAUCCCGAUACGAUCCAGAGUUUAGCAAACCUUGCGGCUACCUACCACGCACAGGGCUGGUAUAGCAAGGCCGAGCCGAUAGACGUCAAGGCCCUAGCCCUACGGCAGCAGGUGCUCGGCGAGGAACAUCCCGACACAAUCCAGAGUUUAGCAGACCUUGCGUCUACCUACCACGCACAGGGCUGGUAUAGCGAGGCCGAGCCGAUAGAGGUUAAGGCCCUAGCCCUACGGCAGCAGGUACUCGGCGAGGAACAUCCCCACACGAUCCAGAGUUUAGCAGACCUUGCGUCUACCUACUCCGCACAGGGCCGGUAUAGCGAGGCCGAGAUGAUAGAGGUUAAGGCCCUAGCCCUACGGCAGCAGGUGCUCGGCGAGGAACAUCCCGAUACGAUCGAGAGUUUAGCAAACCUUGCGGCUACCUACUACGCACAGGGCUGGUAUAGCAAGGCCGAGCCGAUAGAGGUUAAGGCCCUAGCCCUACGGCAGCAGGUACUCGGCGAGGAACAUCCCGAUACGAUCCGGAGUUUAGCAAACCUUGCGUCUACCUACCACGCACAGGGCCGGUAUAGCGAGGCCGAGCCGAUGGGGGUCAAGGCCCUAGCCCUACGGCAGCAGGUGCUCGGCGAGGAACAUCCCGAUACGAUCCGGAGUUUAGCAAACCUUGCGUCUACCUACCACAAACAGGGCCGGUAUAGCGAGGCCGAGCCGAUGGAGGUCAAGGCCCUAGCCCUACGGCAGCAGGUGCUCGGCGAGGAACAUCCCGAUACGAUCCGGAGUUUAGCAAACCUUGCGUCUACCUACCACGAACAGGGCCGGUAUAGCGAGGCCGAGCCGAUGGAGGUCAAAGCCCUAGCCCUACGGCAGCAGGUGCUCGGCGAGGAACAUCCCGAUACGAUCCAGAGUUUAGCAAACCUUGCGGUUACCUACUACGAACAGGGCCGGUAUAGCGAGGCCGAGACGAUGGAGGUCAAGGCCCUAGCCCUACGGCAGCAGGUGCUCGGCGAGGAAUAUCCCGACACCAUCUGGAGUUUAGGAAACCUUGCGACCACCUACUCCACGCAGGGCCGGUAUAAGGAGGUUAAGACGAUGCGGGCCCAGGCCUUGGAGCUACAAGAGCAGGCCAAGGCCUCGGAGGUACAGAAGCAAGUUCUCCGUAGUAAGGAUGCCGAUGCAACUUAG